Messenger RNA from Lycium barbarum (goji berry), 1315 nucleotides. Its product is annotated as S-adenosyl-L-methionine:benzoic acid/salicylic acid carboxyl methyltransferase 2-like. NCBI's taxonomy places the organism in Eukaryota, Viridiplantae, Streptophyta, Magnoliopsida, Solanales, Solanaceae. Bases 55 to 1182 code for a protein of 375 amino acids. Gene Ontology annotation, molecular function: S-adenosylmethionine-dependent methyltransferase activity. The transcript is spliced from 4 exons. Gene Ontology annotation, biological process: methylation. The record is from RefSeq and is a predicted model, not a curated record.
AUCUUAACCACACUAUAAUCUGAUAAGUAGGAUAUUGAAUUCUACCUGCUAUAAAUGACUCAUUACCUAUGCACAGAAAGACUCACAAGAUCUCAAAAGAUGGAAGUGGCUAAAGUUCUUCACAUGAAUGGAGGUAUUGGAGACACUAGCUAUGCAAACAAUUCUCUGCUUCAGCAAAAGGCUAUUCUCAUGACAAAGCCAAUAACAGAUGAAGCCAUAUCAGCAUUGUACCACAGCCUUUCCCCGAAAACUAUAUGCAUUGCGGACUUAGGUUGUUCCACUGGACCCAACACUUUAUUGGCAGUCUCCGAACUUAUCAAAACAAUUCAUGAUGAAUGCAAAAGCAAUGGCCAACAGUCACCGGAAUUUCAUGUUUUCUUGAAUGAUCUUCCCAGCAAUGAUUUCAAUACCAUUUUCCGAUCGUUGUCGGCAUUCCACGAAGAUUUGAGGAAUCAGAAUAUGGGAGGAGAUGGAUUUGGUCCUCCUAAUUGCUUUGUCGCAGGAGUUGCUGGUUCAUUCUAUACUAGACUUUUUCCUUUCAAGAGUCUGCACUUUGUCCACUCCUCUUACAGUCUCCACUGGCUUUCUCAAGUGCCUGAUGGAACAGAGAAUAACAAGGGAAAUAUUUACUUGACAAGUACAAGCCCAGCAAGUGUUCUUAAAGGGUAUUAUAAGCAAUAUGAGAGAGAUUUUGCAACAUUUUUAAAGUACCGCUCGGAGGAAUUGGUGAAAGGUGGGCGUAUGGUAUUGACCAUGUUGGGAAGAAAGAAUCAAGAUAACUAUAGCAAAGGGUGUUCCUACGAGUGGGAACUUCUUGCCACAACCCUCAAACUUCUAGUUACACAAGGAUCAAUAGAAGAAGAGAGAGUGAAUUUGUUCAAUAUUCCCUUAUACAACCCAUCUCCUACAGAAGUGAAAUAUAUAGUUGAGAAAGAGGGAUCUUUUACCAUUAAUUGCUUGGAAACUUCAGAAGUCCAAAGGAAUUCAUUUGAUGAUGAGAAGUACAAUAUGGCACGAAGCUUUAGAUCUGUGGCUGAACCUUUGCUUGUUAGCCAUUUUGGUGAUGAAUUGAAUAUGGAUCAAUUGUUCCACAAAUACAAUGAAAUUAUUGCUAACGCUUGCAUGGGUAAAGAGAAAAUUAUGUUCGUAAAUGUCAUUGUGUCCUUGACCAAAACAAACUAGCCGUGGCAUGCAAUUCAUGCCAGGAACCCUUUGCUAUUUCGCACUUUUUAAGUUACAGAUCAGUUGCCAUGUAAUAUUCUUAUACUGUAUCUUCUUAGAUACCGAUGAUAAUGUAAUAUUCUCAUUGAGGAUU